Molecule: messenger RNA, 756 nt
Organism: Marmota flaviventris (yellow-bellied marmot)
Lineage: Eukaryota; Metazoa; Chordata; Mammalia; Rodentia; Sciuridae
Gene: Klk14
Product: kallikrein related peptidase 14
Biological process (GO): epidermis morphogenesis; seminal clot liquefaction; proteolysis
Cellular component (GO): secretory granule
Molecular function (GO): serine-type endopeptidase activity
Source: RefSeq, a predicted model, not a curated record
AUGUUCCUUCUGCUGACAGCACUUCAGGUCUUGGCUGUAGGCCUGGCAAGGAGCCAAGGGGAUGACAACAAGAUCAUCGGUGGCUACACGUGCAUCCAGAACUCGCAGCCAUGGCAGGCCGCGCUGCUGGCCGGUGCCGGGCGCCGCUUUUUCUGUGGAGGGAUCCUGUUGUCUGACCGCUGGGUCAUCACUGCCGCGCACUGUGCCCGCCCGAUCCUUCAGGUGUCCCUGGGCAAGCACAACCUGAGGAGGGGGGAGGCUACCCAGCAGGUGCUGCGCGUGACGCGCCAGGUGCCACACCCUGGCUACCGCUCCCGGACCCACGAGAAUGACCUGAUGCUGCUGAGGCUGGAGAAGCCCGCACGGCUCGGGAGGGCAGUGAGGCCCAUCCCCGUGGCCCAGUCCUGCGCCAGCCCUGGGACUUCCUGCCGUGUGUCAGGCUGGGGCACCACCUCCAGCCCCGAGGUCAGGUACCCCACGGUGCUGCAGUGCGUGAACGUGGGCAUCUCCUCAGACCAGCAGUGCCGGAAGGCCUAUCCCGGAGCCAUCACCUCGGGCAUGGUGUGUGCCGGGGUCCCCCAGGGCGGGAAGGACUCCUGCCAGGGUGACUCUGGGGGACCCCUGGUAUGUGGAGAGCAGCUCCAGGGCCUCGUGUCCUGGGGGAUGGAGCACUGCGGCCGGCCCGGGUACCCAGGUGUCUACACCAACCUCUGCAAGUACCAAAACUGGAUCCGGGAAACAAUUCGGGGCGGUUGA